Drosophila persimilis is the source of this 1592-nucleotide messenger RNA. RefSeq names its product aquaporin (gene Drip). The record is from RefSeq and is a predicted model, not a curated record. Gene Ontology annotation, molecular function: water channel activity. Gene Ontology annotation, cellular component: plasma membrane. Bases 456 to 1190 code for a protein of 244 amino acids. Gene Ontology annotation, biological process: transmembrane transport. The transcript is spliced from 4 exons. Lineage: Eukaryota; Metazoa; Arthropoda; Insecta; Diptera; Drosophilidae.
CGACGCGCUUUCCCAUUCCAUUUCGGUCCGGCGGAGAAGACAUAAUUGAUAAUUGCCAUUGAGAAGAGCCCAGUGCGAACAUAAACACGCCGAAGAAGGAAAAACAUUCGUUCGAGUGAAAUAGAAAUUGAAAUUGAUUUGACAAAACUUCAUUUGUUGCGCCAUUCCCAUUCCCCCUGGAGUGCCCGACAAUUGUGCAACCUCAAGACUCUUAACCUUAACAAUUACCAUUUGGCCACAAAAGCUAUUGGCACAAUUCAGUUCGAUUCAAGUGCCUGCCCCCAAACUCACUUUUACUCCGACAAAAACCAAAAAUCAAACAAAUCAAAAAAAAAACUCUAUUCGAAAACGAAAGCAAAACAAAAGUUUGAUUGAAGCGCCAACCGUCCCCCCACCCAGACGCCUUGCUAAACUCGAGCGGCAGCCCCCACCAGCGGUCCCCAGAAGACUACAAAAUGGUUGAGAAAACAGAAAUGUGGAAAUUCUUAGGCGUCGCCGAUAUAACCGAGAAUAAAAAUAUCUGGCGCAUGCUGCUCGGCGAGCUGCUUGGAACAUUUUUCUUGAUCGCCAUCGGCGUUGGCAGCACAACGAGCGGAAGUGUACCGCAGAUUGCAUUCACCUUUGGCUUAACGGUGGCCACACUGGCACAGGGCUUGGGACACCUCAGCGGCUGUCACAUCAACCCGGCCGUGACCCUGGGCUUCCUGGUUGUCGGUGAGAUCAGCAUCUUGAAAGCGGCCUUCUACAUCAUUGUCCAGUUAGUGGGAGCCAUCGCCGGUGCUGCUAUUAUAAAGGUGGCCCUCGACGGCGUCGUGGGCAGCGGCCUGGGCGUAUCCAUGUAUGAUACGUCCCUGAGUGUGGGCCAGGCAGUGCUGAUUGAGGCUCUGAUCACCUUUAUUCUGGUGUUUGUGGUCAAGGCCGUGUCGGAUCCGGGCCGUCAGGACAUCAAGGGCUCGGCGCCCCUGGCCGUGGGUCUGUCGAUUGCCGCCGGACAUCUGUGUGCGGUCAAGUUGAGCGGCGCCAGCAUGAAUCCGGCUCGCUCCUUUGGCCCAGCCGUUGUCCAGGGCUUGUGGACCGAUCACUGGGUAUACUGGGUGGGUCCCAUUGCCGGCGGCCUCGUAGCCGCUCUCAUCUACAGGUUCAUCUUCAAGGUGCGCAAGGAUGAUGAGGCCGACUCGUACGACUUCUAAGACCGGAGGCCGUGACAGGAUUCGCCUCCAUAUUGUUGUAAAUGUUCGCACCUGCUUAGAGUUCCCAGUUUCCCGCUUUCCCACUUACCAUUUUCAAUCGCCUGGCAUCACCCAAUAACGCAUCGAAUUCGAUUCCAAAUUCUCCUAGAUUAGUCCAUCUCCUAUCCCUGCCCCACAAUUGUGCAAUUUUAUUUGUUAAAGAAUGAAACGCAAUCGCCUUGUUUUAGUGGUAAUCUUAAGCUAAAUUAUAUGUUACGCGCACUUUCGAAGCAAAACCACAAACCAUCGAAAUUGUACCUCGAAAUCACUUUUAAUUGUCGAGCACCAACCAGCGCACCUCUUUGAUAAAUUACGAAUUGUAUUAUGAUUAUGUGUAAUUAAAGAAAAAACUAUGAAAAUCAA